UAACCUCAUUGAAUGUCAUUUAUUAAUUCGUUAGGUAAUAGAUUAGUCAUCAUGCUCCUAAUAAUAAAAAAAUAAAUAAAUAAAGUACAUUGUUUCAUUAAUCUGUAUGAAUUGAAACAUGACAAAUAUAUCAUAAGACAUAACUCGAAUAUUAGCAUAUUUCAUUUAAUUAAAUUACAGAGAAAAUAAUAUUUUACAAAUAUGUCUAUAUUGCGAGCUGUAUUAUUUAAGCAUUAUACUAAUUAUUCAAAAUGUUCAAGGGAUUCGUUACUGUUACUCUUAUCGAAACAGAGGAGUUCGCCGUUUAAUAUAGCAAAACGAAAAUUCAGUAGUAGCACUGGAUCCGUAACAAACAACACUAGUAAAUUAAAAACAAUUUUAAAAUUUGGUUCAGGUGGUUUAGGUAGUAUAAUAAUAACAUGCCUGAUAAAGUCUCAUACUUGUGCUGUUGAAGGCAAAACACUUAAAGUUUCGGAAACUAUUAGAAAAGAUAAUAAGGAAUUGACUUUUAAGUGGAAAAAAUUUUUAGAAUAUUUAUAUCCAUAUGUUUGGCAAUUAUUAAUAGCAUUAUCAAGUGCAAUGGUUGUUGCUGUAUUAAAUAUUUGGAUACCACAGCAUAUAGGAAAUGUCAUCAAUGUACUGACAAAAAUUUGCCAAACAAGAGGUGAAAAUAGUUUGAAAACUAUGCUAUUGCAGUUGACAGAGCCUGCAUUCGCAUUGGCACGUAUGUAUGUUGCACAAGCACUUUUUACCUUUGUAUAUAUUUAUACACUUUCACACGUUGGAGAAAGAAUAGCAAUGAAUUUGAGACAAGAUUUGUUUAAAUCGAUUAUAAUGCAAGACAUCACAUUCUUUGAUAAGAAUCGUAGUGGUGAAAUAGUAAGUCGACUAACCAGUGAUAUUCAAGACUUUAAAAGUACCUUUAAAAUAUGCAUAUCGCAAGGCUUAAGAAGUACAACACAAAUUAUUGGCUGUGUAGUUUCUGUAAUAGGGAUUUCACCACAACUGACAGCAGCUACAGUAUUGUCUUUGCCAACUAUAAUUCUUAUUGGCACGUUGCUUGGAAGAGGCUUAAGAAAAUUAUCUAUAGAGGCACAGAAUCAACUUGCUAAGUCUACAGAUGUUUGUGAAGAAGCUAUACAGAACAUUAGAACGGUGAAAGCAUUUGCAGCUGAAGAAAAAGAGAUAGAUAUGUUUUGUAAAGAAACUGCGUUAGGAGCUACGUUAUAUGAAAAAUUGGGUUUGGGAAUUGGUUUGUUCCAAGGGGGAACAAAUCUAUUUCUUAAUGGUAUUUUACUUAGUACCUUAUAUUUUGGUGGACAUUUAUUGUCUACUGGACAAUUAUCUCCCGGAGAAUUAAUGGCAUUUUUAAUGGCUACUCAAACCAUACAAAAAUCUUUAUCUCAGUUAUCUCUAUUAUUUGGAUCAUAUGUUAGAGGUAUUAGUGCUGGCGCUAGAGUUUUUGAGUACUUAGAGAUGCCACCAUCAAAUCAGAUGGUUAGUGGGCAAGUUAUUACAGACCAGUCUCUUGCAGGAAAUAUUACGUUUAAAAAUGUGAAAUUUAGUUAUCCUACUCGUCCAGACCACGUUAUUUUAAAGAAUUUUAACUUACACAUUCCUGCUGGGAAAACAGUAGCUAUCGUUGGUUCCAGCGGUAAUGGAAAAUCAACAAUAGCUGCUUUGUUGGAAAGAUUUUAUGACGUCAAUGAUGGCUCAAUUACAAUUGAUGGUAAAGAUUUAAAAUCACUCAAUGCUGGUUACCUUCGGGGUAACGUCUUAGGAUAUAUAAAUCAAGAACCUAUUUUAUUUGCUACUAGUAUUAUGGAGAAUAUACGAUAUGGAAAACCGGAUGCUAUGAAUGAAGAUGUCAUUGAAGCUGCGAAAGAAGCAAAUGCUCAUGAAUUUAUUAUGAAUUUCCCAAAUAAGUACAAUACGCAAGUAGGUGAAAGAGGGGCACAACUUUCUGGUGGACAAAAACAACGUGUUGCAAUUGCAAGGGCUUUAUUAAAAAGACCCUCUAUUUUAAUUUUGGAUGAAGCUACAAGCGCGUUAGAUUAUGAAAGUGAAAGAAUUGUACAGAAAGCGUUAGAUAAUGUCACUCAAGGUAGAACAGUCGUGGUAAUCGCUCAUAGAUUAAGCACGAUUAAAAAUGCUGACAUUAUCGUUGUAUUGCAGCGAGGAGUAAUCGCAGAAAUGGGUACACAUACAGAAUUAAUUAAAAAGAAAGGUUUAUAUUACACUUUAGUGAACGAACAAGAAAAAGAAAAUGCAUAAUGUUAAUAGAAUUUUAAUUAGUUAAAUUAUAGUACAAUUUUUGGAAUAAAUAUUUAUUUUAAAAUAAUAGGGACAAUAUUUAAUAUUGAAUAUUCUAUAAACUAC
Messenger RNA from Frieseomelitta varia, 2379 nucleotides. Its product is annotated as mitochondrial potassium channel ATP-binding subunit. Gene Ontology annotation, biological process: transmembrane transport. The transcript is spliced from 10 exons. The coding region runs from base 202 to 2274 and encodes 690 amino acids. Lineage: Eukaryota; Metazoa; Arthropoda; Insecta; Hymenoptera; Apidae. The record is from RefSeq and is a predicted model, not a curated record. Gene Ontology annotation, cellular component: membrane. Gene Ontology annotation, molecular function: ATP binding; ATP hydrolysis activity; ABC-type oligopeptide transporter activity.